Messenger RNA from Capronia coronata CBS 617.96, 1026 nucleotides. RefSeq lists its product as uncharacterized. The record is from RefSeq and is a predicted model, not a curated record. The transcript has 4 exons. Gene Ontology annotation, cellular component: cell division site; microtubule cytoskeleton; septin complex. Gene Ontology annotation, molecular function: GTP binding; GTPase activity; molecular adaptor activity. NCBI's taxonomy places the organism in Eukaryota, Fungi, Ascomycota, Eurotiomycetes, Chaetothyriales, Herpotrichiellaceae. Gene Ontology annotation, biological process: cytoskeleton-dependent cytokinesis. The coding region runs from base 1 to 1026 and encodes 341 amino acids.
AUGACCAUGGCAAUGCCGCAGGGGAACGCGGUCUUCCCGCGGAGCCACGUCGGCUUUGACAGCAUCACUCAACAAAUCGAGAAGAAGCUGUUGAAGAGAGGGUUUCAGUUCAACAUCAUCUGUGUCGGUCAAACCGGUCUCGGAAAGUCAACUUUGAUCAACACUAUCUUUGCUUCGCAUCUUAUCGAUUCCAAAGGCCGCCUAAGACCGGAUGAACAGAUACGUUCCACAACCGAGAUCCAAACUGUCUCCCACAUCAUCGAGGAAAAUGGUGUGCGAUUGCGGCUCAACAUAGUCGAUACACCCGGCUACGGCGACCUAGUGAACAAUGACCGAUGUUGGGAUCCCAUCGUGAAGUACAUCAAAGACCAGCACUCUGCGUACCUGCGAAAAGAACUUACGGCACAACGAGAACGCUACAUCCAAGAUACCCGCAUCCACUGCUGCCUCUUCUUUAUCCAACCCUCAGGCCAUGCCCUCAAGCCUCUGGACAUUGUGGUCUUGAAGAAACUAUCCGAUGUUGUCAAUGUUGUCCCCGUCAUUGCAAAGGCCGACUCCCUCACACUCGAAGAACGCCGGGCGUUCAAGGAGCGCAUCAAGGAGGAGUUUGCUUUCCACAACCUCAAGAUGUACCCAUAUGACAACGAGGAACUGGAUGACGAGGAGAGAGCCACCAAUGCCACCAUCAAGGACAUCAUUCCGUUUGCAGUAGUGGGCAGCGAGAAAUCGAUCAUCGUUAAUGGCAAGCAGGUGCGCGGCAGGCAGACCAAAUGGGGUGUCAUCAACGUCGAAGAUGAGAACCACUCCGAGUUCGUCUACCUCCGAAAUUUCCUCACCAGAACGCACCUCCAAGACCUCAUCGAAACCACCAGUCAAAUCCACUACGAGACAUUCCGGGCCAAGCAGCUACUAGCCCUCAAGGAGAGCAGUGCAGCGAGUGGCAUGACUGGAAGCAGGCCCAUCAGCCCUUCCGCAGAUCGCGAAUUGAGCCGGGGUUCUCAGCGCAUGACCAUGAAUGGAUAUUAA